This is a messenger RNA of Talaromyces marneffei, 351 nucleotides long. RefSeq lists its product as uncharacterized. NCBI's taxonomy places the organism in Eukaryota, Fungi, Ascomycota, Eurotiomycetes, Eurotiales, Trichocomaceae. Gene Ontology annotation, cellular component: NatC complex. The transcript is spliced from 2 exons. The record is from RefSeq and is a predicted model, not a curated record. The coding region runs from base 1 to 351 and encodes 116 amino acids.
AUGGACAAUUCAGUCCAUAUCAAUUAUCUUCAGUCCCUUCUAGGACGAAAUCUGCGCAUUCACACAACCGACACCCGCAUGUUUGUGGGCAUCUUCAAGUGCACCGAUAUGGAUCAAAACAUUAUCCUAGCAAACACAUUCGAAUAUCGUCUUCCGAGUCAAAGCGCCGUCCAGGCCGCCGCGGCAGAAACCACAUCUACAUCCGCGGACGGGGCGGGCAAGUUCAAAAUGGACAUGACCAGUCGUUUUAUUGGGUUGGUUGUUGUUCCGGGACAAUAUAUCACCAAGAUUGAAUUGGAGGAGAACCCUUAUCAGAUGCGAAUUCGGCCGACGGUGCCAGUGAUGCAUUAG